AUGCGUCAGAUCGAAAAACCUAGAUGUGGACGAUUAUCCGAACAGGGAUAUCCGUUAGAAAAGAAAAUUAAUUUUUUAUUUGAACUUCAAAGUGAAAAUAUUUAUAUUUAUGAAUUGAUGUUAACAAUGUAUACAAAUCAUUAUAUUGUUACUACCGAUAAUAGUGAUAUCGCAAUACAUAUGAGAAAUAUUCCAGAAACAAAAGGUACAGAAGCUGUUAAAGUAGGUGUACAAGAUUUUUGUCAAAGUCCACCAAACGGAGUGUUUUUUGGAGAAGCUUUUAAUGUAUCAGAUAAUGUUUCUCUCUUUCGAAAAAUGUGUGAAGAUGAAGCGAAAGCAUCUAUUACAAAAAAUGCUUUGAUUAAUCAAGUGGAACACAAACACAAAUGGAUUUCAGAGAGUUUAAGUAAAGUAUUAAAAUUUCAAAAUAAAAAUGUGCCCUGGUGA
This is a messenger RNA of Didymodactylos carnosus, 447 nucleotides long. The record is from the annotation of a GenBank genome assembly. Lineage: Eukaryota; Metazoa; Rotifera; Eurotatoria; Philodinida; Philodinidae.